AUGGCUCCCACGCCCCAACCGCACGUCCUCGUGCCGCCGACACUGAAGAACGCCCAGCUCAAGCGGCUUGCCUUCCUCUGCGGGCUGCAGACGUCAGGACUGAAGCGCGAGCUCGUUGCGCGCCUCAACGCGGCAUCGCAGGCUCGCGCCGCCGAGCUGACUACGGACCGCGGGCACGCCGCCACGCGCUCCGUCCUCAGCAUUGACCUCGGCAUCCGCAACCUGGCUCUGAGCCACCUGACGGCGCCGCCCAUCGCGCUCCAUUCCUCUUCUUCUUCUAUUUUGCCGAGGAAGAGGAGGACCAAGGACAACAAGCCCACCAGUGUCAGUCAGAGCAGCCUAAGAUGGCAGUGGAUAUCAGAACCCACGCGCCCACCCCAAGUCUACCUGCACGCCUGGCAGCACCGCGACAUCUUCAAGGAGACGUCGCGCGACGGGGGGCUGGGCCUGCAGGCGGCGCGCCCCGACGGCAGCCUGGCGCCGGACCCGUUCUCGCCGGCGUCGCUGGCGCUCGUGGCCGUGCGGCUCGUGCGCCAGGACCUGCUGAAACUCGAUCCGGUGCCGACGCACGUCAUCAUCGAGCGUCAGCGGUUCCGCACCAUGGGACGCGCUGCCGUGCCCGAGUGGACGCUGCGCGUGAAUAUGCUGGAGGCGAUGCUGCACGCGAGCCUGCGCACGCUGCGCGAGCUGGGCUUGUGGCGCGGCGAGGUGCACUCGGUGCUGCCGCGGCGGACCGAGGACUUCUGGCUCGAGGGGGAUAAAUUCGCGGUGCCGGUCGCGGAGCGCGUACCUGAGGAGGCGCUCAGUCAAGAUGGUGUGGAUGUGGGCGGCGCCGCCGUUCUGAAAGCGGAGGUAGAGCUGGACAGUCCGAUACUAGAAGCUGUAUUCGGAGAUGAAGAAGUCGACCUGAAGAAGGAGGGCAGACAGCGGAAUCGCGAGCGGCUACUGCUGGACCGGGAGCGGAAUAAGAACGCGGCGGACUACAUCAGCACGCAGACCAUGGCGCGGCGCACGAAGGGCGCCGGCAAGAAGCUCAAGAUCGACAUCCUGGGCAACUGGCUGGGGCGGGAUAAGCUCAUCGUGCCUAAGAGCCGUGCUGUGAAGGCGACGCUCAAGGCCUUCGACCAGCGCUGGAGGCGGACCGCCGGAGUGUACAGGCCCCUGCAGGCAGAGGAGGACGGGGAUGAGCAUGUCGACACAGACGGGUUCGUCCUUGGACCUGAUGUCAAGCUUGAUGACCUCACGGAUAGCCUGCUGCAGGGUAUGGCGUGGAUGCGGUGGGAGGAGAACAAGACCCUUCUGUGCCAGGAGGGGGGCAUCGAGAAGCUUCUGGAGCUGGGUACGGCGGAACCCGUCCUUGAAAGCACUUUCAGCCAGACAGGUCAUAGGGCAGAUCACAGCUCAGGUACCAGCGGGGACCACAGCGAAGGAAAACGCGAAACGGACAAACUUCCUGCACGAAGCAUUGAGGAUAUAAUGCUGGCGAUGCGCGUCGAAUGA
Messenger RNA from Anthostomella pinea, 1500 nucleotides. The record is from the annotation of a GenBank genome assembly. NCBI's taxonomy places the organism in Eukaryota, Fungi, Ascomycota, Sordariomycetes, Xylariales, Xylariaceae.